AUGGUGACCAUCGACAAUCACCUUCGCCUAGAACUACAGACCAAUAACGAAUUUGUAACGCAGGACUUCGACUUGGAAACCGUGCUCCCGCCUUCGGUAGCCUCGAAGCCGAGGAUUUCGAUCGAAACCUUCCCUGUAGGCUCGGACAAAGGAGCACCACCUAGAUCGCUCUCAUUGACCGUAUGGCUGCCGCACGGAACGCAAGCCGAUCGACUAUAUAUAUCUGGUAUAGGUAUUAUUGUGGCUGGCGCGUGGGUAUUAGUAGAUGUCGGCGAAUUCGAUCAUUUCAUGGAAAGUAGAAUAAUGGCACCACCUAUAGUGCUUAUAGUAGCGGGAUGUAUCGUUUUCGCUAUAGCUUUUCUUGGAUGUUACGGAGCGAUAAAGGAACAUUACAACAUGUUGAUCGCGUUUGCGGUCGCAUUGUUAAUAAUCUUCGUAAUUGAGCUCGCGGUGGGCAUAGCGGCGGCAGUGUUUAAAAACGAUUUUAGCAUGGCGAUGAGGAAUACCCUAAAGGAAUCGAUGAAAAACUAUACGGAGACUGACAAGCAAGCCUGGGAUAACGUGCAGAAAAAGUUGCAAUGUUGCGGUGUGGAUGGUGCUAGAGAUUGGAUUGAUAAUGUAAAUCUAGUAGGGGUCAUCCCGCCAUCAUGUUGCGAUGAGACAAUGACGAUCUGUCAAGUCGUGACAGCAAAUAAAGAAGGAUGCUUUAACAAGUUGGAAAUGCGAGUUCAAAAUAGCGCGACAGUCUUAAUUGGUGUGGGCAUUGGAAUAGCUUUUGUGGAGAUUGCCGGUAUUGUUCUUGCUUGUUGCCUCGCAGCGGCUAUAAAAAAAGAAAGCAAUAAAUGAAACGAAAUCCAUUAAAUAAUUUAUGUUGCGUCAGACUAAUUGUAAGCUGUAAAAUUCGCUGUUUCAUUGAGAUAAAAAUACGAAUAUUUUUAGCGGCUUAAAAGUAACAAAGCUAAAAGAUUUAUAUUCGACCGUUUAAGAGAUUUAUCAACAUCGACGGAUAAGAAGCACAUCUCAUUAACUAAUUAUUCAUUUCAUUUAUUAAUAUCGCAUACUGAUUUUCAGCAAUAUUUUUUA
Trachymyrmex cornetzi is the source of this 1083-nucleotide messenger RNA. Its product is annotated as CD63 antigen. Gene Ontology annotation, cellular component: plasma membrane. Lineage: Eukaryota; Metazoa; Arthropoda; Insecta; Hymenoptera; Formicidae. Bases 1 to 846 code for a protein of 281 amino acids. The record is from RefSeq and is a predicted model, not a curated record. The transcript has 5 exons.